AUGCUUCCACCAAAAAGCGAUCCCGACUACGAAGAGCGAUUAGAGCUUCUUUCCAAUAUCCAAGAUAAGUGGGAUCCCAGGACAGAAUGUAGCAGGCUCAUCCCUAAAUCCACGCGGUACGAUAGCUCCAUCAGUACCUGGCCUCUACCAGUCCUACGAGGCAUAAGCGCCCUCGCUAGUGAUAUGCCGGGCGAUGACGCGUGGAAUGAAGUUUACGAUCUACUGGAAGAAGGACAGAAGAAGAGGAUGAAGGACAAGCCAAACAAUACAGGAUUGAUUGCCAGAGACAACGACAGCCUCGUCAGCCAAUCUGGCAACUUCACCAGCAGCGUCGGCAUCACAACAGCAAAUAAAGAAAGUCCACAGUAUAAGCAAGGUGGCAUCACCGCGUCAGAGCACGACAACGGAAUAGAUUCUCUUCCACCAUCGAUUCUCCCCGAUGACACAGAAGCCGUUAGAUUUCAGAAAUGGAAUCGCUGGAUACAACACUAUUGGAAUGUGGAUGACUGCAAGGACCUCAUUCCUGACGACAUGUUUGAAAGAGCUCCAAAUAGAAAACCAAAGCGUGGCGGGAGGUUAGAGAACUUCAGAGGUUCGUAUAAAGGUGAGCUCCUAGAGCAACUUUACAAGUUGGCUCGAAUCACGGGAUCUUUGCAAAGAGAUGAGGCGUGGGCGAAGAUUCGGGACAAGUGGAAUGCGAGAUCUGCGGGAAAGAACGGUAAUAAGGCUAUGACGGUUGGAGAUGUGAAGUUUGCGAUCGAGUUCUUCCGCAGCCAGGGUGCAAGUAUAAGAGAGCCGUCUGCUGCUGCUGAAGGAGCGAUAGCUAACGCUGCACCACAAAGCGACGAGACGCACUCUCGAGACAAAUUAGAAGGGGAGGCAAGUAAAAGAGACAAAGAGAAUGGAGAUGUGAGAGGAGCUGUCCAGGAAGAACAGCAUGUUGAAGAGAGAAGGUAA
This is a messenger RNA of Alternaria arborescens, 957 nucleotides long. RefSeq lists its product as hypothetical. NCBI's taxonomy places the organism in Eukaryota, Fungi, Ascomycota, Dothideomycetes, Pleosporales, Pleosporaceae. The transcript has 2 exons. The record is from RefSeq and is a predicted model, not a curated record. Bases 1 to 957 code for a protein of 318 amino acids.